AUGCUCGCCCUCGUCGGCAUUGGUCUAUUUCUAGUCGUCUACAUGUUUUGGUCUCGCAAGCCAAAGUGGAACCCAGCUGCAAAGCAUUGCAUCGUCACUGGCGGCAGCUCCGGCUUGGGUCUCGCGUUUGCAACUCUCCUCGUCAAAAAUGGAGCCCACGUCGCUAUUAUUGCCCGCGACAAGGACAAACUGGCAAAGGCAAUUGAACAGCUCGAGGCAGCGCGUGUAAACCCAUCUCAAAUCAUCACCUCGCACUCCUUUUCCCUCUCCUCUCUCGCAGAGGCUACAGAGGCUAUCAAGAGUGCCUGUACCCCCUUUGAUGGCCGCGCUCCCGACGCACUCUUUACCUGCGCCGGCGUUGCAACGCCCGGUUACUUUAUCGAGGAGACCGAGGAGAGUAUGCUCAGAGGCAUGCAAAACGCAUAUUGGAUCCAAGCUUGGCCAGCUCUUGCAACCUCGCGCCUCAUCGCCGCCCAAGGCCACCAAAACACUCGCAUCGUCUUUGUCGGCUCGACACUCGGAUACAUGUCCUUUGUUGGCUACGCAUCUUACUCGCCUGCCAAACACGCUCUCGUGGGCCUCACAGAGACACUCCGUUCCGAACUCGCUCUCUAUGGCGCCACAGUGCAAUUGUUCGUACCAUGUACCAUGUUCUCGCCCGGCUACGAAAACGAGAACAAGUCCAAGCCAGCGAUCACGAAGAAGAUUGAGGAGACGGAUGGUGGGCUCACACCCGAACAGGCGGCGGUUCGCAUGCUCAAAGGCGUCCAAAGCAACAAUGCGCAUUUUACAGCCGACAUCAUCACUGAAUUCUUUCGUGUCUCCACGCGCGGCUCGGCUCCGAAUAACAACGUGUUCAUCGAUGCACUCUUCUAUCUCAUCGCAUGGCCCGGCGUACCCAUCUGGCGAUACUCGACCGAGAAAGAGGUCCGAAACGGUCGAGAGGCUCAUCUUGCAGAGAUGCGCGCAAAGGGUCUCGUCAAGGAUCCCUCCAAGUCAUAG
This is a messenger RNA of Serendipita indica DSM 11827, 1002 nucleotides long. The record is from the annotation of a GenBank genome assembly. NCBI's taxonomy places the organism in Eukaryota, Fungi, Basidiomycota, Agaricomycetes, Sebacinales, Serendipitaceae.